AUGGAUCCGCGACGAUUCCAGUCACCCCGGGCAGACACACCAGAGCCAGCUUCUCGCCAGGGACGCCGCAACUUUCUCCAGCCAGACGCACAGCUCCUCGAUGACGACGGCGCAAUCUCACAAAAGUUUGAAGCUUGUCUAAAGCACAUCUUUGCAAAGUACUGCUUCCCCCGCCCACCAAAACCACCCGUGUCCGCACGUCUACUCCUUGUGCCCCCUACUGGCGCGUACUUUUCUUCAGACGCACUCGACGCCUGGGCACGCGACACAAACGGCGCUCCCUUCUCAGAGGAGACAAAGCAGGAGCUCCGUGACUAUCUCGAUGUCACAGACGACGGCGGCCUCACCUUCAAGGGUUUCCUUCAGAUCUAUCAGCUCCAGACAGAAAACGAUGAGGAGGAAACAUGGCGUGAUCUCUCCAGUCACGGCUUUGACCGUACUCUAACGCUCGUCGCAACCCGUCGUGAAGACGAAGAUCCGACUAGCAUCAGUGCAAUCCUCUCAUGA
Coniophora puteana RWD-64-598 SS2 is the source of this 507-nucleotide messenger RNA. RefSeq lists its product as uncharacterized. Lineage: Eukaryota; Fungi; Basidiomycota; Agaricomycetes; Boletales; Coniophoraceae. Bases 1 to 507 code for a protein of 168 amino acids. The record is from RefSeq and is a predicted model, not a curated record. The transcript has 4 exons.